AUGCUCAUAAACCCAGAUAACAACCCACACCAGCACUUACUCCCGAGACAAAGAUUUCAACAAACAAGCACAAACAACGCGACGGCGAACAGACACAAGCGACGCCUGGCCGACAGCGGCUCGGCGGUGGCACACCCGGGGCUCGGCUGUGGCACACCCCGGGGCUCGGCGGUGGCACACCCGGGGCUUGGCGGUGGCACACCCCGGGGGGCGGCGGUGGCACACUCGGGGCUCGGCGUUUGGCCUGGAAGAACUACCAGGCCUCGCAAACGCCCUAGAAAUUUCCUGGCUCUGAAGAUGGAGAAGACGCGCGAGGACCUCCUCCGGAACGUGGACUGCAACGUGGACUGCCAGCACAAGUCGCGCAACCCGGUCUGCGGGACCAACGGCCGGACCUACGAGUCGAGGUGCGACCUCGAGCGCGACAUCUGCAAGAAGGUCAAGGUGCAGCUCAAGCACGACGGCGAGUGUUCACUGACGGAGAAGUGCAUGGACGAGAGGAGGGCGAAGCAAGAGCAGGUGAACCGAGGCGAGAUGGUGUACGUGCCCACCUGCGAGCAAGAUGGCUCCUACUCGCCCGUCCAGUGCCACAACUUCACCUUCUACUGCUGGUGUUCCCUCGAGGACGGAAACCCCAUCCCAGAGACGUUCACGAAAGAUGAAAUACCUAAGUGUUUAGGAGAGCACCCGGUCGCCGCGACGAAGCCCCCAUCUGAAGGCAAGUGGAGCGUGGCGGCAGAGCAAGGUGUUCAUGCGUUCGAAACCCUGCUGUCCCUCUCGACGGCGCUUCCCAACUUCCUUCCGCCCAGAAACGGUCCCAAGCGGUGUUCUGGCAGGAAGAAGAAAUUGUUCCUGAAAAACCUGACUACCCUCCUGGUGAAAGGCUACAGGAGGCAUAGGAAUCCUCGUGGGCGUUCCUCGAGGUCGAUGGAGCGGCUGCGAGAGACGGCCGUCAGGUGGAAGUUCUCCGUCCUCGACACGGACAGCGACAACAUGCUGAAGCGCGAAGAGUACCGAGACAUCUGCAAAACGAUCCGGAACUUCGUGAGGCCCCGGAAAUGCGCGAAACUUUUCCCGCGCUUCUGUGACAUCGAUAACAAUGGCCGAAUCUCCAGGGUCGAGUGGGUCGACUGCUUCAGUGAGUAA
Penaeus monodon (black tiger shrimp) is the source of this 1146-nucleotide messenger RNA. Its product is annotated as SPARC-related modular calcium-binding protein 2-like. Gene Ontology annotation, molecular function: heparin binding; protein binding; calcium ion binding. The record is from RefSeq and is a predicted model, not a curated record. Bases 1 to 1146 code for a protein of 381 amino acids. Lineage: Eukaryota; Metazoa; Arthropoda; Malacostraca; Decapoda; Penaeidae. The transcript is spliced from 8 exons. Gene Ontology annotation, cellular component: basement membrane. Gene Ontology annotation, biological process: extracellular matrix organization.